Messenger RNA from Tripterygium wilfordii, 492 nucleotides. RefSeq names its product 40S ribosomal protein S29. Lineage: Eukaryota; Viridiplantae; Streptophyta; Magnoliopsida; Celastrales; Celastraceae. Gene Ontology annotation, cellular component: ribosome; cytosolic small ribosomal subunit. The transcript is spliced from 3 exons. Bases 98 to 268 code for a protein of 56 amino acids. Gene Ontology annotation, biological process: translation. The record is from RefSeq and is a predicted model, not a curated record. Gene Ontology annotation, molecular function: structural constituent of ribosome; zinc ion binding.
GAAAAGGCAAUUAGGGUUUUGAGUUUCUUGUGUUCGUCUCUGCGGCGCUGCGAGUUACGGUUUUCUUUUCUGUCUUUCGAACAGCGAGAAAUCAACGAUGGGUCACUCGAACGUUUGGAAUUCGCAUCCUAAGAGCUACGGUCCUGGUUCUCGUGCCUGCCGCGUGUGUGGAAACCCUCAUGGGAUAAUUCGGAAGUAUGGGCUGAUGUGUUGCAGACAGUGCUUCCGCAGCAAUGCCAAGGAAAUUGGCUUCAUCAAGUACCGCUGAAUGAUGAGGAAAUCUUUCGUUGGUUGGAGAUUGUCUAGAAAGUGCUUGGAUUAGCUGUUCUUCUUUUUUCCAAUGUUCCCUUUUCAUUCCACCACUAAUGUAAUCGACGAGAUCUAAAUGUUGCUAUUAUUAUUUUUGGUUGAUAUUUGAGCCAGAUAUAAAGUAGUAGUUGUUUGGAGUAUGAAUUAUUUCUUAAUUUUAUCAUAGUUCUGAUUUCUUCUCUC